Molecule: messenger RNA, 1644 nt
Organism: Sporothrix schenckii 1099-18
Lineage: Eukaryota; Fungi; Ascomycota; Sordariomycetes; Ophiostomatales; Ophiostomataceae
Product: MFS transporter
Exons: 1
Coding region: 1-1644 (547 amino acids)
Biological process (GO): transmembrane transport
Molecular function (GO): transmembrane transporter activity
Source: RefSeq, a predicted model, not a curated record
AUGGACUCCCCCGUGGCCUCCGUCGGCGAGAAGCAGGUCGUGUCCAGGGAUUCUGACAAUGGCGUUUCUUCUCCUGAAAAGCAGGUUUCAACGACCACGUCCGUGCUUGUUGCCGACAACGGCACCAACGGCAACCAUGACGAUGCCGCCUCGACCAUCAGUGUCGGCGGGCGCACCAAGAAAGUACCCAUGAAGGUCAAGCUCGUGUCGGUGGUGCUCGUGUCGCUCAUCGGCUUUGGCGCACACUGGAGCAGCGGCAUUACGGGCGCCAUGAAGUCGGCGCUCAAAAAGGGCAUGGGCAUCAACAACACGCAGUACGCCCUGUUGGACGCCACAGACAACUUUAUCAAGUCGGUGCUCAUCCUCGCCACGGGCCUCUACACGGACCGCCUGGGCGGGGCCAGCACGCUCGUCUGGGGCAACCUGCUGUUCACGGCCGGGUCGGUGCUGGUGGCGGCGGCGACGACGACGCGCAAUUUCCAGUUCAUGCUGGGCGCGAUGGUGAUCCAGUCGCUGGGCGACGUGGCGACGCAGGUGGCGCAGUACAAGGUGUUCGCGUCGUGGUUUGCGCCGUCGGACGGGUUUGCGUCCACGCUGGGCUUCGAGCUGGGCCUGGGCAAGAUCGGGUCCUUUGUCGGGCAGAUCUCGGCCAACGUCAUUGCGGAGCGCCUCGGCGACUUCAGCUGGACGUUUUGGAUGUCGGUGGUCAUGAACGUCUUCACCAACCUGGCGACCGUCGUCUUCUACCUAUUUACGCGCUGGUGUGCGCGGCACUACAGCAGCACGGGCAAGACGGACCCGGCGACGGGCGAGGUGCUGACCGAGCGGACCCGGCGGCUCGCGUGGUCCAAGGUGGUGCGGCUGCCGUGGCCGUUCUGGGGCGUCAUCGCCUUCACGCUGUGCCAGACGACGGCCGCGUCCGUGUUCGGCACGAACGCCACCGAGCUGGCCGAGCAGCGGUUCCACGUGUCGUCCAUCCGCGCCGGCUUCUACGCGGCCCUCACCCAGUACAUGGGCUUCUUCCUGGUGCCGCUGCUGGGCCUCUUCAUCGACGUCUACGGCCACCGCCUGAACGUCAUGUGUGUCUGCGGCACGGGCAUGUUCCUCUCCAUGUCGCUCAUCCUGUGGAGCAGCUCCAUGGCCGGCACCGCGGCGGGCUUUGGGUUCUAUGCCUUUGCCGUCUCGCUCGGCCCCACCGUCAUUAUCGACGCCAUCCGCACCAGCCUGUGGUAUCAGGAGGUCUUUGGCUCUGCGUAUGCCGUCAAGAUCUGUGUCAACAACGCCAUGAACAUCAUCAUGCGCAUUGUCACGGGGGUGAUCCAGGACCACGACAACGACACGUACAACCACGUCGUCAUUGUCUAUGCCGCCCUGGCGGCCGGCGCGGUUGUGGUCGGCCUGUCGCUUGUCGCCUUGGCCCUGCCGUGGGCGAGUCCUGGCAGCCUGGGCCGGUUGCAGUGGACCCGCAAGCAGCGCUUCGCCCGUGGCGCCGCCAUCAAUGCCCAGCGUGAGGCCUUUGAGACAAAUUCCCGCGCCGGUGCGAACCGUCAGCUGAGCCUCGCCUUGUUUGGUGCUCUCUCUCUUUUGACGGUCGGCGCAUGGGUGUGCUACUUCUGGGGCGUGGCCACAGGCCACAACGAUUAG